AUGCCGCGCUCUAGCGGUUGCUUUAGAUUUUUUUUCGUCAUUUUCAAUUUCUUCGUAUUUUUGAAAUGCUGUGGUGCAUAUGGUCCAGGUGAUUGGAGGGAUCCAUACGAAUUCUGCUGCAGGUCUGGAAAGAUUUGUUUUCGAGCUCCUAAACUGGGAUGCGUCCAGGCAGCCGGUAAAGUCUUGACGGAAAAUAGACUACCUCUCGGAAUCACCGUCAUGGUACUUGGUAUCAUCGAAAUCGGCGCCGUUGCGUGUGCAGCGACUUUGGCAAGACGGUUUCGGCGGGUUGGCCCUAGAACAGCAUCUGUAACCUAG
Molecule: messenger RNA, 318 nt
Organism: Echinococcus granulosus
Lineage: Eukaryota; Metazoa; Platyhelminthes; Cestoda; Cyclophyllidea; Taeniidae
Exons: 3
Coding region: 1-318 (105 amino acids)
Cellular component (GO): membrane
Source: RefSeq, a predicted model, not a curated record